ACAGAGGCUGUCGCCGCAGCUGUAGCGCAUAUCUACUACUUGACGAUUCGAAGCAGCUCAUGAAUCCGACUAGCUUAACAACGAUUAUUACGGCUAGAAAGGAUGUUCCAGUAGUGAACAUCACGAGCCAGAAGAGGUGCUUUACAGACCUCGUCCGUCUGAUUAUAAGGGGAUAAUGGCCGAGCAUAAUGGAGAUUAGCUGACUGCGACAUCACUACUUCGUCCCGUCUGCAUCGAACAUCCCUGGGACCAUAAUGAGUUUUCACAUCUGUUCAGCAGAAUCCGCUAACUAUUGACACAAGAUGUAUGUAGAGGGCCCGUAGGCGCUUGGGAACCUUCUCGCAAGAAUUCUUGUCAGUAAACCGGGCGGCUUCCGGCUUUGAGGUCAGUCAUGCGGGUAUGAAGUGCACAGCUCCCUCCACCAUGUCGUCGGAAAAGCUAUCAGUCAGCAUACUCAUCAAGCAUUGCUGCACCCUUCGAACGGGAGAAUAUCUUGUCCGUCAGAUGAACAAGGGUCUCCUGGGUUUCUCCAGAUCACCUUGGAUGGAUAAGAUUGCUGCCAAAUUGUUGAUAUCAGACGCCUGAACGCCACUCAUGGUUCUGCUAUCGUCGAACAUAUCUGCUUCUCGACAGAAUCUGGUACGACUUGUCAGCUGCCAAUCAAACCAAAGCGCUAACGGUCACAGCAAAACGCAAAACAUGCAGCAGCGGGUAUUCCCACGUCGUCACCGACCGCAGUACUAAUCCACCGGUUCGCAGCUUAAGUACAGGAGAGCGG
Molecule: messenger RNA, 778 nt
Organism: Baudoinia panamericana UAMH 10762
Lineage: Eukaryota; Fungi; Ascomycota; Dothideomycetes; Mycosphaerellales; Teratosphaeriaceae
Exons: 1
Coding region: 424-585 (53 amino acids)
Source: RefSeq, a predicted model, not a curated record